AUGGCUUCGGCUGCAGCAACUGCGAUUCCGACCAGGAAAUCCAGCGAGAUAAUCGGGAUUCCACCGAGCCAGAGAUUCACUACGGCAUCAUUGGAGCUGCUUUCUGUCAUUCCAGCACAGAUGAUAGCCACGACGACUAAAGCAACGGACGCUCUUAAGGAGUUCUACUUCUGUGGCCGGGUGAACGUGCUCGAAAGUAUCCAAACGAUCCUGAAUCUGACGAUGCUAGAGAACAAAAAUCAUCCGUGCCGUCGGACAAUGGUUAUUUUUCAAGGCAUUGGUGGAAUUGGAAAGACCCAGACAGCCCUUGAAUACGUCCGUCGCAACAGAAAUAUCUAUAGCACAGUCUUCUGGGUUGAUAUCAGCAACGCAAGUAGAUUGACGUCAGUGCCAAUCGAAUCAUGGACGAAAUUGAUAACUCAUUAUGCGAAGAAGUACCCCGGGGAAGAGAAGUUUGGUAGUAUUGCAGCAGACCUUCAGAUUCCGGGGCAAAUCGAUCGUCAGGGCCAGCUGAGAGGAAAUGCUGCCAAAUCUCCGUGGCAGUGUGUACGUAAAUGGCUCGCGAGGGAUGCGAAUAUCGGGUGGUGUCUUGUCGUCGACGGAAUCAACGACGAGGCAGACGGGGACCGUAUGCUGGAAUUGCUUCCCGCUUGCGAUCAUGGACACAUCAUUGCUACGUCUAGGGUACGUUUAUCCGACUUCAAGAUCAUUGAAAUCCCAGAGCUGGAGGAGCAGUUUUCUGUGAAGAUGCUUCUAGAUCGCCGGGUAGAUUCUCUUAAAGAUGAAGACGAAGCAAAACCCGCAGCAGAACAAGUUGCAGAAAUGAUCGGAUACCUUCCACUUGCCCUUUCCCAAGCAGCGGCCUACAUUAAGAAGAAAGCCCUCAGGCUAGUGCAAUACCUAGGCAGACUUCGCAACAACAUUGCUCGGCUCAUCGGCGAGAAAUUCUUGAAGUUCUCCGGCGGUGUUUUCUCGUGCUGGGAAUUAUCUAUCCAGGAACUCGUCAAAUCGUACGCUCACGCCUUUGACUUGCUUCGGCUCUGCUCGUUUUUAAGCCCAAAUGGAAUUUCGGAAGAAUUACUCUACCGCGGUCUCGAGGCCAUCGAAGAUGGCGCACGAUUGGUCACUUGCUUAGUAGGGUUGGAUAAAACGGCGACACGCGCGAGUCAUGCGAAUGGAUAUACGAACAGGAAAUCAGGGCCCAACUGGACCUGUGUUUCAAUAAAUAUGUUCAGAAAGACAUUGUCACGAGUGACGCUGUUGCGGCGGAUGACAAUCUUGCCUGGGCGAUUCGCCAGCUGGGGGUGCUUAAGGUUUGGCGGUCAGACAGACGAUUGUGUCGCAGCAGCCCUUCUCAAGCUUUCAAUCAGCUUGUAUACAAAGAAUAAGGGGAAGGAGAAGCUGCCCAACGUUGAUGGCCACCCUGACAUUGAACUCAGGUUGCUGUAUGCCAUGCCAUGCGUAGCUUGGCGAAGCUGUUGGUCCUGCACGAUGGACUUGGUAGGAGCCCUGAAGAAAUCACCCGCUUGCUCGAUACCGUUGAGCGUGGGUACAACAAAUUCCGCUAGAUGCUCAGCUUCUGAAAAUCCAAAACCUGAAGGCAUCGCAUCUCCGGAACCUGGACGACUUCGACGGGGCGCUGACGCUGUAUCAAAUAUGCAUGGAGAACUGCGCCAGGGUUAA
This is a messenger RNA of Blastomyces dermatitidis ER-3, 1683 nucleotides long. RefSeq lists its product as uncharacterized. Bases 1 to 1683 code for a protein of 560 amino acids. The transcript is spliced from 3 exons. Lineage: Eukaryota; Fungi; Ascomycota; Eurotiomycetes; Onygenales; Ajellomycetaceae. The record is from RefSeq and is a predicted model, not a curated record.